Messenger RNA from Notothenia coriiceps (black rockcod), 6876 nucleotides. Its product is annotated as protein TMEPAI-like. The coding region runs from base 75 to 872 and encodes 265 amino acids. Gene Ontology annotation, cellular component: Golgi membrane; early endosome membrane. Lineage: Eukaryota; Metazoa; Chordata; Actinopteri; Perciformes; Nototheniidae. The transcript has 4 exons. Gene Ontology annotation, biological process: negative regulation of transforming growth factor beta receptor signaling pathway. The record is from RefSeq and is a predicted model, not a curated record. Gene Ontology annotation, molecular function: R-SMAD binding.
CUGACCUCCAUCUCUGUCUCUGAUUGCUUGCAGCCCAGCUGGAGUUCGUCCAGAUCCUGGUGAUCGUGGUGGUGAUGAUGGUGAUGGUGGUGGUCAUCACCUGUCUGCUGAACCACUACCGCCUAUCAGCUCGCUCGCUGCUCUCCAGACACGCCCCCGCCCGCAGGAGACACCUGCCACUGGCCAGCGAGGGGAGUCUGUGGUCUUCUGACGGCACGGGGACAAACAGUGGUCUAAAUGAGCACCAGGUGUACAACCCCCGGCCCCCAGACAGAGGGGCCUCAUCCUACCUGCAGCGGGACCCCCAGCGCUUCCAGCACUCCUUCGCCCCGACGCGCUUCCAGCCGACGUACCCCUACCUGCCGCAGAGCCUCAUCGACCUCCCACCCACCAUCUGCCUGUCGGACGGGGAGGAGCCCCCACCGUACCAGGGGCCCUGCACGCUGCAGCUCCGAGACCCCGAGCAGCAGAUGGAGCUGAACCGAGAGUCGGUGAGGGCCCCGCCCAACAGAACCGUGUUCGACUCCCACCCUCUGCACCCGUCACGCUCCUGUCUGCAGGCCAGUCUGCAGGCCCCUCCUCCCAGCAUGCACUCUGGCAUCAGUGUGUUGGAAGCCCAGGAGUCCCGGCAUCAGAAGCAGGCCUCUCGAGUGGAAGGAGCCCCCCCGACCUACAGCGAGGUGAUCGGGCACUACUACCACCCGGCGUCCCUGCCCCCAAGCCACAGCCAUCGGACUGUUUCCUCCUCACAAGCCUCGCCACCCUCAUUCAUACACGGCCUGCUGCGACCUCCACAUCCCCAGCAAGGGAGCGUGGACAACAGGAACGCCAGGAAUACCAAGGAGAAAUCCCAGAAGCCCCAGCAGGUGUGACAGUACCGCUUCCUUAAAAAAUGAAAAAAUUGAUUUUGUCUGCUUGGAAGUGGUCAGUAGCCAAUGAGGAACAACGUGGUAAAAAUCCACCCUGAUGGUCAUUUGUAGUGAGGUCAGUUUCCCCACUUCAUGGAUCUCCUUUAGGUAAGAACACAUGGAAACCACAUCACUCCUGCAGAGCACAGUGGCAGGAGAACAUCUGGCACUUCCUGUUCCACACUUCCUAUUUCCUGUCUGAGGAGCACUUCAGAUGAUGAUGUCAGAGAAGAAGGGCAGAGGGUGCAAAGGGAAGCCUCCUUCUUCCCUUGACGCCUCCCUCCUCCAUUAGACUGAUCGUACUAGUCUCCAUUCAUUAUAAAUAUUUUCUUGUUUUGUUUGUUCCUAUAGAACCUUUUGUUUGUUUGUCUUUUUCGCGCUUACAAAAAAUCUUUCUAUCCAGGCAAAUGGCGAAAUGUUGCAAUCUUCUUGGUUCUUCCAGGUUUUUGUUUUUAUUUCCUAGUGAUAAUCCCCCCCUCGAUGCUUUGACUCCAUUAUGUUCUUUGUCAAAUGUUAGCAGCAACUCCUGCAUCUGGCUUUAGCUGUAUCACUGGGACACGUUAGCACGUUAGGAUAUUUCCAAGAGUUUAGAUUUAGUUAGCAUUAUCUGAACCUAGCUUAGCCGUCAUAGCACAUCGCUAAAAGUCCCCGAGCUAAACGUUUCUGCCUUAUAUCGACCGAUGCAGGAGUUGUCACUAAAAUCCUUUUUUAUGUUAUGUUUUCUAAAGAAGGUUUGCACAAAGUUCACGACUGUUCAACACAGAAAAAAGGAAUCCGCAAUAUGAUUGAUAAAUGAUAAAACAGAGAAAAGUAGGGGUAUUUUUCUAAACUUUAUAGAUUCUUAUCGUUAAGAUAUUUAUUUUCUGUUUUACAUGUUGUCUAGUUUUAGAAAAAGGAAACAUCAUGAAUCUGUUGGGGUGCCAACUUUCACAUUUUGCUACAUACAUGUAUUACAUUUUAAGUUUAUAUACGAACACACGUAUGCAAACGGAGAGCGAAGUUAAAAGCACGAAUUGAGAGUUAUUUAUAUAAAAGCUGAAAAGAAUUGCACUAUUUUUUAGUAUAAGCAGAUGGAACAUGUGAGAGAGACUUUUACUUUUCAAGUGAGGCGUAAUAUAAAAAGAGAAAACGUAGAUUUACCAGAGGGGCGGUGCACAGCAGCAUGUAUCAUGGAAACAUAUUACACUGACUUUGGAUCAACCGACUCGGAUACAUUACCGUACCAUUGAUAUCAAAACAAAUAAAUCCCUCAUUUAUGCAAAUAUCCGAGUCCUGCGAGCCAACCACGAGUCAGCCUUCAACCGGUUGGGCCCAAUCAGAAACUCUGCUUGUAGCUCUCUCUCUUCCUAUUGGCCGAAUCGUUAGCCAAUCCCAAAGCUUGAUGUCACUAUCUCGACCAAAACGAGCCACCAGUUUUCUCACGUUAAUCAGACUUUUUCACAAACAAACGUCUGACCUAAUCACGACACUGUGUACUGUAACAGGAGAGUAGUUUAAUCCUGCUGUGUUCUCUUAUUUCAUUUUUGGAUUAUUGAGUGAGAAGAGAGAGAUAAUGCAGAUCAAAGUGACACCUAACGUUGUGUUGCGUUACUUAAGGAAGGAAGCCAUGUCGCCCCAGACGAAUGAUACGCUGACUGUGCGCUGCUGUGGCUGCACACACACCAACAUUUUCUUUUGAAAUCUGUCUUUUGAACGUACACACACGCUCCCCUUCUGGUAAGGUUUUUUCUGUUGCAGGCAUCGCUGAGCACUUUACUGCACCAGGAAAGAGUCAACAAUCUUCUGUCAGCCAGCAGCAGCCGAUAAAAGCUACAGUAGAAACCUUUCAUAUCGUAGGAUAGACUUUAGACCCACACUUGAAAAGAUGCAAAGAGUUCUGCUCCAAGACUUGAAAUCCCUUACAACAAAUGAGAACCCACUACCUGGAAUCAGUGACUUAUUAUCAGCCAGACCUGGGUAUCAAAGAGUUUUCAUUCCCAUACAAUGAAGAGUUUUAGUACCAUGACAAACAUAAAAAGAAAUACGUUUUUAUACAAAACUCUUAUUCAAAAAUCUAAUUAGUAAAUUGAUUUGCACCAUAACAAGAUCAAAGUUUGAUACUCAGUCUGGCUUUCCAAAGUUAUUUGAUGUAUUAUUUUAUUCGACUGGAUAUUUCCCUCUUGUAGCAUAACUCUUAGUGUUUAACGCAGCAGAAGACGAGUUGUCUCAUAUUAAACACACUGAAGUGUUGAAAAGUGACACGAGUGUUUACAGCGGCUCUUCUUCUGUCCUCUCUUUAGGAGCGCGGGACUAAAGGUCAAACUAAUGUAGGAGAUUAGGACGUGAAGACAUUUGUAGUUUUUGAGUGUUGAAUUGAUUUUAUUUGAAUUGUUGUUGAUGUGAGGCUUUAGUGUCCAGUCUUUAUGCAACAGCGCCCUCCGCAGGGACCCAACCAAACCACAGCCAAAACUCUCGAAGCUGACUCAGCGUAAUGUGGUGGAAGAAGAGAGAGUCAGAAGGCCAAAAAAUACAUUUUAUAAUCUGAAGCGGUGAGUCCUUUAACACUUUGACGUAUUAUCGUCAUACGGUCUAUCUGAAGGAUACACGUGUGGGACUCUAAUAUCUUUUUCUUAACAACAAUGAACCCUCAUCAAAUUUGAAUUUUUUUGUCCCUGUUUAAAAAGACAUGGAAGUACAUUUACAAAAAUCCUAAAUUGAACGGUGGAAGUUAACAUUGCUGUUGUUGAACUCUGUCUCAAACUUUUGCAAUACAGAAAAAAGACGGAUCAUCAGAAGUCCUUUCUGUCCUCAGUUUGAUGCACAGUAUAUAUCACAAUGUAAAGAAAUCAAUCUCUUGACCCAAAGCAGCUAAAGGAGUGACGAGUGGAUCAAUCAGAAUAUAAAUCACCUCGUAAUGACAGUAUAAGCCCCCAAACACAAGUUUAGAUAAUUUAUUAACCCUCCUUCCCUUUCCUUUUAUUUCCUUUCCCUCCAUCAGUAUUAUACUUGUGUUUGGACCAGGUGUUUCCUCUAAAAUGGUUUGGGUCCCUGCAGGGUUGCACCGGGUAUCAAAAGGCUGGACAGGCUCUGAAUAGGGCGUCACAGUAGAAAUAAAUAGUAGAGAUAGUGAUCGUUAUUUAAAAUAAUGCGCCUAAAGGGUGCAUGAGAAGUGAAACCGUGCAGAAUCAAUCUCUCGCUUCAGGGAAACCUGCGCUGGCUGACGAUUCAAAACAAGACUGGAGGAGAGAUGAGGGAAAACAUAAGCCACACUAUAACUGACUCAUCAUGUGCUGCACACACACACACACACACACACACACACACACAAAGAGGAGAUAACAAUUGAUUUACUUCCAAUGGGUGAUUUAUUCAUAUACACUGAAAAAACUGAAACGUUGUCUUUUAUUAAAUGUAAUGUGUCAACAGAUUUCACAUAAGUGUAUUUAAUUAAAGUCAACGUUUCAGUUUUUUCAGUGUAGAAAUGAUCAUUUAGGCGGUUAAGUAUUCCUUGUGUGUGUGUGUGUGUGUGCGUGCGUGCGUGCGUGCGUGCGUGCGUGCGUGGGUGCGUGCGUGUGCGCGUGAGAAAGACCCUGGGAAAGACCUCCAGCUGUCUAGACAAAAACUAAACAAACACACACAGGUGCACCAUCACACACACAUAUCUUUGUUAUUGUGGACCACACAAGAAAACCAUUUAUCCAACACACACACACACACACACACACACACACACACACACACACACACACACACACAGUCCCCCUCCUCCUCUCUGAACGAGCUCUUCCUGUUACCUAGCGAUGCCUGCUGUCCAAUGACAGAGCUCCUCUCCCCCAGCCUUCGCUCCCAUUGGCAGGCUGUUUUUUUUCGUGGUCUCCUUGGAAGCGUUUUUAUUUUUGUUGCUAUGUCAUAAAUGUGCCUGCCUGCGCUGAGACGGGCGAAACGUGAGUGGCUAGUUUGGGCUGUCAAUCAUCCCAGGCCACGCCUCCUUACUGUCUCAGAGGAUGCUGAUUGGAUGAUGAUGAUGAGAUUGAGGAUGAUGAAGAUGUUUUUGAUAGAGCGUUGCAAUACACCUACUAUUUGCCUUUUUGAUAAUAUUAGUCAUAUUUUAACGUAGUGUUCUUAAAUGUACGUUUUGUAUUGUUGUUGUUGUUGUUAUUAUUGUUGUUUAUUCACUUGAGAACAAAACAAUUUUUCUUCGAUCCAUUGUCACACCAUUUAUUUCAUUUUUUUUGGGGUGUAAAACGACCUACCACAGGAAAGCUGCAGAUGAUUGAGAGGACGUGUAAAUACAACACUUCUGAUUUCAAAGUGCCAUUUGUAGUUUUAAGAGCAACCCAUUCGUGCACUCCUUUCAUUCAGUCCUGAGGUCAAAAUGGACUUAUUGCAUGUAAACAGGAAGUGCUACUUCCUGAAUCAUCGGCUCUCCUCCCCCGGCCAGCGUCUACAUGUGUGCCUUCUGCUGGUGGGGGGGGGGCGGAGACUCCCCUCUGCAAUGACCCCCUCAAUACUCUGUAAUAAUACGGUUGCCUUUUGACACCGACAGCACCAACAUAUUCAUCAAAUACUUCAUAUAACACGGCCAGGAUGUAUGGAAGUCUAUUCGGGGCAGGAACAUAUCAAAAAAAUUGUUUAAAUUGUGAUUAAUGACACCAAAAAAAACGAUACAUAGAAACUCUAUUGUUGAUAACUUGGGAAAAGUGAACAUCUGUAGAUCCAUUAACAAUGCAUAAACAAACAUCCGCUGAAGACGUUUUUUAUAAAAGCUCGCAAAGCAGCACAGAGUUGGUGGAUUGUUUUUGAUAAGAAAUACUGAAAAAGAGGAUUUACUAAGGGGAAAUUGUGAUUUUGAAAGUCAAAACUACUAGAUUUGCAAUCUUUUUUACUCUAUCAUAAUAUUGACAACAACAAAAGUGAAUUAGUAUCUGAUACAUUUCAUUUAUUUUAUUUGUCUUGCAUAAGAUUAGCUUUUUUCUCUUUUCUUGGCACAAAUGGGCUUGAUCAAAGUUUCUUAUGCUGCGUUCCAGAGAAAGUCGGACCCUUCAAACUGUUGUUAUUUUCCACAUUCUUUCAUGUAAGGUUGAAGUAACGAUGACCUACCAGUGCAGAUGUGUAUUGUGUUUCCGACAUGUAAUGGAACGCAACAUAAGUAACAAUGUUACAAGUGAAAUACACAGAAAUAAGUGUCCGGCCUCAAACACAUUAAAGACAUUUCCAAAGAAGGAAUCCUCCUAAACCCGACUCUUGGACAAGAGUUACACCUGACUUGAACUUUCUUUCUUUUUUUUGGGUCAAACACUUUGCUUUACAAUUUCCAUUUUCUCCAGUUCCUGUAACUCUUCAAAAGUAUUUGAGUACACAAUAACACACAUACUUAAAGAGCAGCGGUGCUGGAGAAAAGAAGGUGUGAAAGAAGCAGUUUUCCUCCUUUGUGUUGUAACUCAUUCUGCCUCUUUGAAUCAGCGCUGUGCAGCGCCUUUCCUCUGACAAUGUUGAAGAAAAUAUAUGAAAAAACACUCUUUUUUUGUUGCAAUAUGUGUGCAUAUUUAAGCAAAACCUCAAUAUCUUACAGGCAGUGACUAUUGUAGAAGUCUUCCACCUGUUGUUCACUUUGAUCCUGCAAGCAUCUUCAAAAUGUAAUGUGGGACAUGUAGUUCAUUCUGGUUUCAGUGUAAAAAGGUUCAUCCUUCCUUCCCCUGAAGUGGAAGGAAGGUGGAGUUGAAAUCUGUUCACAGCAUGGCUCACACUCUUAUAUACAGGCCUACUUAUCCUCAAUGGUAAUAACUACUUACUUGUGUAUUAAAACCUGUUCUUUUAUUUAUAUUGGGUGGUCUACGUGCUGCAAGGUUUGUUAUGUUGUUGUUUGUCUUCUGUUUGUUUCAAACUGAAGACAAUGGUUUAUCGUUGUUGUCACAGAACAUGGUAUGAAUCGGACACAUUUCAGUUAGCCUUCGAUUUAAAAAAUGAAUAAAAAAGUUUUAUAAAUAUG